AUGUCCAAUCUAUCCUCCUACCACCUCCUCACCUUCGACGUCUACGGCACCCUCGUCGACUGGGAGGGCGGCAUCCUCGCCGCCCUCGAGCCCAGCCUGGCCAAGAACAACGCCUCGGGGAAAUUCACCCGCCAGCAGCUGCUGGCUGUAUACCAUGAGUUCGAAAAGUCGCAGCAGACCAAGACGCCUGAUAUGCUGUACACCGAUGUCCUUGCGACAAUUCUCGCACCGUUGUUGUCGAAGCUAGGUCUCCCGGCGCCGACGGCCGACGAGUCCCGCGCGUUCGGGGAGUCGGUUGGCAAGUGGCCUGCGUUUCCGGAUACAGUAGCUGCAUUGAAGAGAUUACAAAAGGUUUACAAACUGGUCGUGCUAUCGAAUGUCGACCGGGAGUCAUUUUCCAAGACGAAUGCGGGCAGUUUGGAGGGAGUCAAGUUCGAUUUGGUGAUCACGGCGCAGGACGUCGGGUCGUAUAAACCGGAUUUGAGGAAUUUCAGCUACAUGCUUGAUGCUGUGAAGAGGGAGUUUGGUGUUGAGAGGGAGCAGGUGCUUCAGACGGCGCAGAGCCAGUUCCAUGAUCAUCAUCCGGCCAAGAAGGCCGGGGUUAAGUCAGUGUGGAUUGUCAGGCCGGGAGCGACGAUGGGGAAUUUGGAGGAGAAUAUCUUUGAUUGGAAGUUCGAUACGUUGGGGGAGAUGGCGGAUGCAUUGGAGAAGGAGAAGCAGUAA
Molecule: messenger RNA, 723 nt
Organism: Aspergillus puulaauensis
Lineage: Eukaryota; Fungi; Ascomycota; Eurotiomycetes; Eurotiales; Aspergillaceae
Product: putative haloalkanoic acid dehalogenase
Exons: 1
Coding region: 1-723 (240 amino acids)
Source: RefSeq, a predicted model, not a curated record